Molecule: messenger RNA, 1497 nt
Organism: Spirodela intermedia
Lineage: Eukaryota; Viridiplantae; Streptophyta; Magnoliopsida; Alismatales; Araceae
Source: the annotation of a GenBank genome assembly
AUGGCGGCGACGGCGGGGCUGGGUGUGUCGGAGAUGCUGGGGAGCCCCCUGAACUUCAGCGGCGGCGCCCGCUCGGCACCGGCGCCGGCGGCGGCGUCGUCCUCUGGCAGGGUGGUCGCCCUCUUCUCGAAGAAGAAGGCCUCUGCUCCCACGAAGUCGAAGCCUGCGGCGACAGCGCCGGCGAGCGAGGAGCUGGCCAAAUGGUACGGCCCCGACCGGAGGAUCUUCUUGCCGGAGGGGCUGCUGGACAGGUCGGAGGUGCCGGAGUACCUCAACGGGGAGAUCCCCGGGGAGUAAGUUCACCAUACUUUCAGCCAUUUCGUUCCAAUGCUUACCAAAGUGGGGGUUAUCUCUGAUAAUGAAGCUUGCAUCUCGCAGUUACGGGUACGACCCAUUUGGGCUCAGCAAGAAGCCUGAAGACCUGAACAAGUACACGAAGAUCACCCCCCCUCACUAUAUCUGGAGGCUGAUAUAUUUUAAUAUUUAAAUAGAUGUAUUUAUUAAGUUUUUUGUACCUAAUGACGAAUUUAUGUCCUCAGAUACCGAGCAUACGAGCUCAUCCACGCGCGGUGGGCGAUGCUCGGCGCGGCCGGCUUCGUCAUCCCGGAGGCCUUCAACAAAUAUGGCGCCAACUGCGGGCCCGAGGCCGUCUGGUUUAAGGUACCCAGAAGAUCACCCCAUUACUUCCUUCCUGAUCAUGCUCAAGAGGUCGUCAGAGGAUGCCGUUUCAAUCAUAUGGUUAAAUAGAGGAGUGUGCUUUGGUUUCCGCCAGGUAAUCAAUCGAUUAAUGUAGCAUCGAUUGUUGUUUCUGUAGUCGGGGAAUGCAGUCUGUCGUUCUUUGGUGAUAUGAUCGAAACUCGGGAGGGUGGGAGCUCAAAUUGUUCAAUAAUUCAUCUGAAUAUGAGUGAAUAGAUCCCAUGAACGACUAAUUACUUGAAUGAAACAUCGAAGCAGUAAAUCCAGCGCUGAGGUUACCUUUUGAGUUCCUCUCCAAUCUAACGGGCUUGAUCUGUCGGCGUCUACAGACUGGUGCGCUGUUGCUGGACGGGAACACGCUGAACUAUUUCGGCAAGAACAUCCCAAUCAAUCUCAUCGUUGCGGUCAUCGCAGAGGUUGUUCUUGUCGGAGGCGCUGAAUACUACAGGAUCAUCAAUGGACUGGUAAGUUUGAAAGAGAGAGAGAGAGAGAGAGAGCAAUGUCUGAGGAGGACUCACAUUCUCUCUCUUGUUUCCGUAGGACUUGGAGGACAAGUUGCACCCGGGGGGGGCGUUCGACCCGUUGGGACUAGCGAACGACCCGGACCAGGCGGCGCUGCUGAAGGUGAAGGAGAUCAAGAACGGGCGGCUGGCCAUGUUCGCCAUGCUCGGCUUCUUCCUCCAGGCCUACGUCACCGGAGAAGGGCCGGUGGAGAACCUUUCCAAGCACCUCAGCGACCCCUUCGGCAACAACCUGCUCACGGUGAUCUCCGGCUCCGCCGAGAGAGUCCCCACUCUGUAA